AUGGCAACUGAGUCCAGAGCAGUGCGCAUCGUCAUGGCAACUGCGGUCAGAGUGAUGAAGCUUCUAAACGAGGCUGUGUUCAGAAUGCCAGUUGAUCUAGACGAGUACUACAUGGAAACUAUCCAAAGUUCAGUUCAUCCUAAAGCAUUGAGAGCAGUGUUGAUUGGAAGGCAACACUGUGGGAAAACAUCGGUGAUCAACACUAUAUUGGAAACCAGUGAAACAGAAGCUGAAGGAGAUGAACAUGUGAAGAGAGAGGGAUUUAUUGACGGCAGGAGAGUCAGUCUGGUGGAAACUUCUGGCUGGUGGAAAACCUUCAAUCUGAAUGAUUUAUCCAACAUCUCCAAACAGCAGCUGGUCCGCAGGAUUUCCAUGAUUUCACCCGGACCUCACGCCGCUCUGAUCGUAAUUCGGGCAGAUUCAGCCUUUACCGACCCUGAUGGGAGGUUUCUGGAGGAGUAUGUGGAGCUGCUGGGUCUGAAUGUCUGGACUCACACCCUCGUCAUCUUCACAAGAGGAGAUUUAAUCAAACAUGAAGACAUAGAGCAGCGUAUUCGGGAAGAGGGGUCGGCGCUCAAACAGCUUAUUGAAAAAUGUGAACUUAAAUAUCACAUUUUGAAUAACUCAAACCAUCACGACCGAACUCAGGUCAAAGAGCUGUUCAAGAAAAUCGAAGGAAUUGUCCAGAGGAGUAACGGCAGGCACUUUAACAUUGACCUUGAAAAAGUAAAGGAAGUCAAUGAGCAGUGGGAGGAAAUUAAGACCAGAGCGAGUUCUAGAAAAUCCAGAGUACAGAAGGAACGGUCAAAAGUUCAAGAAAACGCGUAUGUGCGUCGUCUUGAGGAGAUCAGAGUUGUUUUGCUGGGAUGGGUUCUUGCAGGAAAGAGUUCAGCUGGAAACACCAUCUUGAACCGGGAUGAAUUUGCCGUAGGAGGAAAAACCGGAGAGGGUACGAGAGGGUUUGGAGAUGUAGAUGGAAGGAAGAUGACCGUUUUGGACACUCCAGGCUGGUGGAAGUACUUCGGAUCUGAACUCAACCCAGAUUUUAUUAGAUCUGCGAUCUUAGGAAGCGUUUCAGAGUGUAAGAAGUUCCCUCAUGCCAUGCUGCUCGUGAUUCCAGCAGACACAUCAUUUCAAGAAGAACAAAAGAGGAUCGCUGAGCAAAAUAUGUCUAUCCUGGGAGACGACGUCUGGAGACACACUAUAGUUUUGUUCACGUGGGGCGACAGAUUUAAAGACAUCUCAAUCGAGCAGCACAUUGAGAGUGAAGGUGAAGCUCUUCAGUGGCUGAUUGAGAAAUGCAGGAACAGAUAUCACGUCUUUGACAACACAGACAAGAAGAAUCGAGAUCAAGUCUCAGGGCUGCUGCAGAAGAUUGAUGAGAUGGCGGCAGAAAACAGUCUGUUUCGCCUUAACACAAGGAAAAACUGUGAUGAGAAAAGCUGUCAGAAAACUGACAAACAAGGGGAUCUGAAUAUGGAGAUCAGACUGAAGGAUGUCUGUCACUUUCUAGAUGAGGGGUUUAAGAGAAAAGCUGAAGAGAUAAGAAGGAAGAUAGAAAAGUUAUGCAUGGAUAUCAUGGAAGAAUGUCUAAACCGUGAUGAAUGUAGCAGUAUGAGUAAUCCUCUGAACUUUCAGAAUAAACCUCCUCAUUCCCUAAAAGAAGUGAUUAUUCCACCUCAAAAGGACAACAUUCCUGAGCCGAUUAAAGCACUUCUGCAGAGAGAGUUCAGCAGAUGGGAAAGUAUAAUCAUAGAUGGUGUUCAGGAAAGCUUGCAAGACAUUAAAUCAUCAUUCGAGCUCACUCAGGCUGAGAAGAGACGAAUGUCAGAGCAUGCUGUUGAGAGAUGGUUACAAAAUUACAACCAUUAUGUUCAACAUACUAUUGAUAAAAUACAAGAUCCAGGAUCUGGGAUCAGGACAAAGAGACUGAAAAAACGAUGA
Molecule: messenger RNA, 1944 nt
Organism: Sinocyclocheilus anshuiensis
Lineage: Eukaryota; Metazoa; Chordata; Actinopteri; Cypriniformes; Cyprinidae
Product: GTPase IMAP family member 8
Exons: 7
Coding region: 1-1944 (647 amino acids)
Molecular function (GO): GTP binding
Source: RefSeq, a predicted model, not a curated record